GGGCAUCGGCUGUGGCUGGCCCCUACUGGACUGUUGAUAACACAUGCAUGCUCUGUACAGUUCUCUAACAGAGACUACGCUACAUGCAGGCUUGCAGUUUUCCUGGAGAGCUCUCUGCCUCUUGCAACGAACUGACUUUGGGAAUGUAGAGGGCCCCUCACCUAAGAUUCUAUCACAGAUGCUUUUGCAUGAUAAAUGUCAACAGCUCCCCUGACUUCAGGAAAUGAGGCUCCCCCAAACCCUUCCGCUCACCCUUCUCUUCCUGAGCUGCCUGGAAGGCACUACCGGCAGGAAGAGCAAAGAGAGCAGCGAAAAAGUGAAGCCUGCUUCCUCCCCAUGGGCACAGUCCGGACAGUUCUCCACCCGUGACAAACACCUGUGCAGUUGGCAGGUGAUCUCUGGCGAAGAAGCCACCGAACUCCUGCUCAGCUGCCACCAGCCUGGAGAGGAUGGUGGGAAGAGGCAGCAAUGCGUCUACCGGGGCCAGCCAGAGCUAUGCGCUGCCUACAGCUCCAAAGGCCGCCAGUUCUGGAAGCAGAUCCUGGGCAAACUCCGCAAGAAGCAGCACCCAUGCCAGGACAGCAGCUCGCUCAAAUCCCGGCUUUGCAGUAGCAAGAAGGGGACUUCUGAAGCGCAGCUACACCUGGUGCCCACCGCUCCCGGCACUGACGCCCCGGGGGCCUCUGAGGGGACUGCUAAAGGUAGAUCCAGGGGAAAGGCCGUGCCAAGGAUGCGCCAGCCUCGCAAGAAGCCACCUCAGGUGCCCAGGAACAGGGCGAUCAGCAGCCCAGCCAAGGCGGAGGCCCCAGUCAAGCGAAACAAAGAGGGGAAGAGGAAAGGAAGCCUUGGCUCCUCAGCGGCCCCAACCCAGCCCCCCAGCAGGCAACCUACAUCGGUCACAGGAGGCACUGAGCAGCCCACAGAGCUCAAUGCAGGCGUGGUCGAGGCCUACUGCGAAGAGAAGUGGCAUUCGCUAUGUAACUUCUUUGUGAAUUUCUGGAACGGCUGAACCUUGAGAAUUGGGAGAAGGGUGGGGCACAGGGUGGGGGGAGGGUUAAAGGCAAGGGGGGAUAAAGGCAGAGUGUACAGCAGACAGCCUAGGUAGAGAUAGUGUUGGAAGGAAUGAAGGCAAAUGUGGUGUUUUGGGACGAGGGCAAAAUGGAGGCAGGGGUGAAUAGGGUCAAGUGGGAUGGGAUGUUUUUGAGCGCCAACAGAGCGUGGGUGAAGAUUUGGGGCUGUGAGGAAGGGGAGGCAGGAUGCGGCGGUUGUGCUUUUAUGGGAUGUAUAACUUACUCAUUCCUACUAAUCCUGCAGCAGCUGCUAACCAAGAGGCGAGGGUGUGCACUAGAAAAAGGUAGGUUAAGUUGAAAGACAUAUUGUUCCUUCCAUGCUAGAUGUGCUCCAGCUGUUAAGUAAACUGUCCUGUUGCUCCAGGCAGUUUCUUCCCUACCCACAAUCAAGUAGCUAAUUCUCAGUUUGCCAUGUCUAAAAAUAAU
Messenger RNA from Lacerta agilis (Sand lizard), 1496 nucleotides. RefSeq names its product fibroblast growth factor binding protein 3 (gene FGFBP3). Gene Ontology annotation, molecular function: growth factor binding. The record is from RefSeq and is a predicted model, not a curated record. NCBI's taxonomy places the organism in Eukaryota, Metazoa, Chordata, Lepidosauria, Squamata, Lacertidae. Gene Ontology annotation, biological process: cell-cell signaling.